AUGCAGCAUAAAAAUUAAUAAGAAUAGAUUGGCUUUCUAAUUUUGGAAUAAAGAUUAAAAUCAAACAAUAUUUGGUACAAUUUUCAAUAUCUAUAUGAAAUUUCUUUCGAUACUUUAUUUGAAAUUUUAUGGAAAUCUGAAGAUGUUUCAAUUAAAGCACUUUAUAAAAAAAAUGCUUCAAGUUAUGAUAAAAGAAACCCUAUUACAGCUAAGAAAUCUAAUGAAAAAUUUGUAAAAAAUAUAAAUGCAGCACCUUAAUAAUACUAGGGAGAUAGAAGAGACAAUAUUGUUCCACAAAAUUUAGGAUAGAAGUAAUAAGAUAAAAAGAUGAAAAUGAAGAAUAAAUAUAAUAAGGAAGAUUGA
Paramecium sonneborni is the source of this 363-nucleotide messenger RNA. NCBI's taxonomy places the organism in Eukaryota, Ciliophora, Oligohymenophorea, Peniculida, Parameciidae. The record is from the annotation of a GenBank genome assembly.